Ambispora leptoticha is the source of this 501-nucleotide messenger RNA. Lineage: Eukaryota; Fungi; Glomeromycota; Glomeromycetes; Archaeosporales; Ambisporaceae. The record is from the annotation of a GenBank genome assembly.
UGAUUAUCUCUUCAAGCUUCUCUUGAUCGGUGAUUCAGGGGUCGGUAAAUCUUGUCUGUUGCUUCGUUUUGCUGACGAUACAUAUACAGAAAGUUAUAUCAGUACUAUUGGAGUCGAUUUUAAAAUUCGUACUAUCGAGCUUGAGGGCAAAACUGUUAAAUUACAAAUCUGGGAUACUGCAGGACAAGAACGGUUCCGAACAAUCACUUCCUCGUACUAUCGUGGUGCUCAUGGAAUCAUUGUUGUUUAUGAUGUCACUGAUCAAGAUACUUUUCAUAAUGUGAAACAAUGGCUUCAGGAAAUCGAUCGUUAUGCUUGUGAAGGAGUUAACAAAUUAUUGGUAGGAAAUAAAAGCGAUUUGCAAAAUAAGAAAGUUGUGGAAUAUACAGUUGCCAAGGAAUUUGCUGAUCAUUUGAGUAUUCCGUUCUUGGAAACAUCUGCCAAGAAUGCUACGAAUGUUGAACAAGCUUUCUUGACAAUGGCUAAACAAAUUAAAGACAG